This is a messenger RNA of Achroia grisella, 698 nucleotides long. RefSeq names its product cold shock domain-containing protein CG9705. NCBI's taxonomy places the organism in Eukaryota, Metazoa, Arthropoda, Insecta, Lepidoptera, Pyralidae. The transcript has 3 exons. Gene Ontology annotation, cellular component: cytoplasm. The record is from RefSeq and is a predicted model, not a curated record. Gene Ontology annotation, molecular function: mRNA 3'-UTR binding. The coding region runs from base 105 to 488 and encodes 127 amino acids. Gene Ontology annotation, biological process: regulation of mRNA stability.
AUUGACGUUUCACAAUUUACUUUUCUUUACAAACACGAGCAACCGAUAAUUUAUUUUUUCCUUAUAUUACUUCCGUGUACUAUUUCUGCUACAAUCAAGACAACAUGUCCAAUGAUUAUGGUUUUAAUAGUGACGAUUCCCCCAAUAAAACCAAUUCUCAUUUACAACUCCCAAGCCCCAUAAUUACGAGACGGAACCGUACUGCGUCAACAUCGGAUAGAGCUUUAGUUAACCCAUUGGAAAGUGGGAAAAUCAAAUCAUUUUGUCGCGAAAAAGGUCAUGGUUUUGUUACACCGGAAAAAGGAGGCGCCGACAUUUUCGUACAUAUCUCUGAUAUUGAAGGUGAGUUUGUUCCACUGCCUGGUGAUGAGGUAAUAUAUCGCCUCUGUCCAAUCCCACCCAAAUUUGAGAAGAAUCAAGCAGUGCAUGUACGUAUAGUGCACCUCACACCAGAAAAACACCUCAAAUGGGAUCAACCACCUCUGUAACAUUCCAAGUCAAGUCCACCAAGCAUACAUUACCUGAACCGUUUACAAGAUAUUUUGCAUAUAAUCUGAUGUUGUAUAUGUUCCCUUAAAUAUACUCUCCAAUUCCUGUAUCAGUUAACAAAGUUUCAAGUUGCACAAAAUGUGUUCACAAACAUAUCAUGUUUUGGUGGAUGAUAAGGAAAGGUGUGUCUUUGAACACCUGUGAAGAAA